GGUGUAGUUUAUUUGCAGAACAGGAUUCAUUCGACUUUUGAUAGACCGUUAACAAUGUAGGAAAAGUACUGUCUGCGCCAUUGUUUUGCUCUUCCGCUAGGAUUCACGCUUCCCCCAAAUAUUUUUUUGGCGUUGGUGGUGGUGAAGGCGGUUUGUAUGAAUAUGAAAGUGGAGCUGCGAUGACAAGAGAUCCCAAGCCAAGGCUGAGGUGGACUAGUGAUCUUCAUGAUCGGUUUGUUCAUGUUGUCACUAAGCUUGGUGGCCCUGACAAAGCAACUCCCAAGUCAAUGCUGAGACUCAUAUGCUUUAAGGGAUUAACAUUGUACCAUUUAAAGAGCCAUUUGCAGAAAUACAGACUCGGGCAGCAGGCUUCCAGGAAACAGGAUACGGUAGAGCAAAACAUUGAGAACAGUGGGGAUUCCCAUGGACGUUACAAUAUGCAUUCUAUGUGCACGACUGAGAACACAUCAAAACUGAAUGGCAAAAGAGGUGGUUUAGACAGUUUCGGCAAAGAGACAACAAGCUCAUGGCUCCAAAAUCCCCACGAGCUGAAUCUUUUCCUCUUCAAUCCAUUUCUUACAGGGGUUUUUCAAUCAUCUCAAACUGGAUAGUUUCCCUGCGUUGAGGGGGGAUUGUUCUGGUGAAUUCAUGGCCUGUGUUUUCUGUUUCGUAAUUAAAUCUGACUCAAUCUUAUUCCGACCUUUUUCAAUUUUGUUGGGAGACUUAGGUUCUAAAUCAAAAAGAAAAAGGACAAAUGUGGAACAAGAUAAAGAAAAUAUCAAACCAACAGAAGAGGGGAGUCCCACCCCUGGUGAGUUCUCUUAAGGCCUGUUUGAUAAAAGUGUUACCCUCAUAGGAGUUUGAUAUUAUCAGUGAGCAUGCAAGCAUUUAUAAAUUAAUGUCACUCAUUUAUGUACCCUCAUUUUGUGUAUUGUAUGUGUUUUUCAUUGUUUUGCUUUUUAAGGUGGUCUCCAGAGCUUAAUCCAUCAUUCCCUCCUAUAUAACAUAUAACAUAUAUUAUUCAAUCCACUUAAUUUUCCACUUAAUUGAGCUACUUCACUGCACUUGCUAUUUCCAGCUUUCAAGUAAGCUGUGUUUUGGAGCCAUUUGAUAUCAUGUGAUGCUGUCUAAUCUCUUUCUACUUCGCGUAGCUUUCCAUCGCAGUGGUUUAGAUAGUUUCGGCAAAGAGACAAAAAGCUCAUGGCUGCAAAAUCUCCAGGAGCUGAAUAUUUUCCUCAACUCAUUUCUUACAUGUCAGUUUGAAUUAUUGUUCAAUUUGAAUUCAAAACCCCAAAUUACAUACAACACAAAUCUUUGCACACUGAAUCAAACAUUAGGAAGGCGAUGAAGGAGGUUGUCAGGAUGAGCUUCAGUUUUUAUGUUUCUUAUUUCUACAUUUGUUUAGUACUCGGUUUGUAAUGAUCGACCUCCGCUGUCAAAUUUGACCAAUCAGAGUUUAAGAGAUUUUAACUUUACACAAUAUAAAAACUUAUCUCCAGAGAUCAUUUAUUAUAUAAUUAAAAAUGUUGGAGCUGUUAUAACUCUUAUUUGUGUUGGGUGCUGCUAUAUUAUUUUACAGAUAUUGAGGUCAAGUAGAUGUUGGUGCCCCGUCUCUCAGAAAGCUCAAAUUUUAACAAGGUUUAUUAGAUAUCAGAAUGCACGACUUUGUCGGCCGGACUGCAUAAGAGAGAUAGUAGCUGCAUUCCACCUCUUAUAUACGCCUUCAUGGGUAGUUCAAAAGACAUUGCCAUAGGAUAAGUGGCAGUGGUCUCUCUUUUGAUGGGCACAUUGCUACAAAAUGAACUUGAUCCUGAAACAAACAAACUUGAAUUUCAACGCCUUGCACUUACUGCGAUAUUCUUUGCUGGUGUUGCUUAAACUACAUUUCAGAUGUAGAGACACAGGAAUUCUGGAUGAAAGAAAUUGCAAGGUAGACCAGACGUAGAAGCUCUGGUUGAUCAAUUGUCCAGAGUAUGGUACGCGGAGGUUGUGUUGCUUAACACGUGCUGUUUUCAAAUGGACCAAAACAACAGACUUUUGGCAUAGAUUGAUCUCCUGCAAUUGCUUUAUCAGUUCAACAGAUCAAACUCUUCUCUUGCUACGUGUACAUCAAUGGAUGCUGGCAUGCAUUAUUGUAGCCGGAGGGAAUUUGUCGAUUUUGUGGAGGUUUAUCUUAUUCUGUUAACAGACAGAUGAAAAAGAUAGCCAUAGGAAAUGAGGAACUCAUUCUUUCUCUAGGCUAUGACUAUUAUGGUGAUAUGUGGAUGUGCAUAUGUGAUGUCCGGCUAUUUAAUGUCUAGGCUCUGUCUUCCCAGUAAGAUUCAUAUUUUGCUACUGCUGUUUAAUUUGUAGAAACUUAAUGUGAUAUUUCUUGCCAUGGUGUAA
Molecule: messenger RNA, 2385 nt
Organism: Daucus carota subsp. sativus
Lineage: Eukaryota; Viridiplantae; Streptophyta; Magnoliopsida; Apiales; Apiaceae
Product: myb family transcription factor PHL11-like
Exons: 9
Coding region: 180-611 (143 amino acids)
Molecular function (GO): DNA-binding transcription factor activity; DNA binding
Source: RefSeq, a predicted model, not a curated record